AGAGUAAAUUUCAGAUUUGAAAAUUACAAAAAUGUUUAGGCAAGGAAGUAUACAAAAAGUACAAAAUAAUUUUACAUUUGUCUUAAUUACCAUCCUACAACAGCUACAGAAGCUACAUUCCAUAGCAACGCUAAUUAACAAAACAAGAGCGAGACUGCAAUUACUAAAUAAUAUAUUGUUAUUUAUAGCUAUUACAUAAACUUUACGAACUUUGUAGUACAUACCUUUGACGCUGUUUCUGCUAUUUUAUAACUAAAAAAUACAAGCAAUAUGAAUACCAAAUUGGCAAAGGAAAUUGAAAAUACAAUAAAGGAGGGGCGUUUUCAGUUUGCCGUUAAAUGUCUAAAUGAAAUUAUGCAAAUUAAUUCGGAUACAAAUUUUGUCUUCAGUCCGUCUUGCAUAUAUGAAGCACUUUUACGAAUGUACAUGUUGAUCAAAGGUAGCAUUGCAAUGCGUCUAAACGAGAUUCUUUCUUUAAAGAACAUCAACCUAAUAGAUUUGACAAAUUAUUGUUCUUAUAACAAAAAAAAGGAACAAUGGAGUAAAAUAAUAAAAAAACAAAAAGAUCUUCCUGACCCUUCUUGCGAUUGUUACGUUAAAUGUUGGUGUAAACAUGAUAUAAAAUUUUAUGAUAAAGCAGUACUGCAUAUGUUUGGCUCAGAAAUCAAUUCUUUAGAUUUGCUCCUUGAUUCUGAUGACAAUAUGGACGAAGUGAAUUCCGUUUUAAGACAAAUCGUAAACCAAACGAAGGGAUACAUUUAUUAUCCUGAGGAUUAG
This is a messenger RNA of Nylanderia fulva, 777 nucleotides long. RefSeq lists its product as uncharacterized. Lineage: Eukaryota; Metazoa; Arthropoda; Insecta; Hymenoptera; Formicidae. The record is from RefSeq and is a predicted model, not a curated record.